Messenger RNA from Cuscuta epithymum, 5493 nucleotides. Lineage: Eukaryota; Viridiplantae; Streptophyta; Magnoliopsida; Solanales; Convolvulaceae. The record is from the annotation of a GenBank genome assembly.
AGAUUAAAUUAAACCAAAUCAAAUCAAAUAGAACAAUAACAUAUUUACCACUGAUUUAAAGAGAUUAAAUUAAAAGUUGUAUCCAAUUAAAAGUUAUAACAUCCUUGUUUUACCACACAAAAGAGUAAAAAGAUAAAAAAAAAAAAAAAAGAUAAGCUACCAGCUUGCACGGUUUACCCUACAGUCCUAUUCAAGUUCUGCCACCUUUACGGACGGAGGAGUGUUCAUUACACAAGUCAGAGCCUCUCCAUCUCUCACCCUUAAAAUCUCUUCCAUCCUGCACUCUGUAGUAUACUGGCUCUUCCAACCAUGGACGGUUUCAGCUUACUCAAGUUCUGGCGCAAUGGCGGUACUGUCGGUGGAAUUAGCAGAAUCCUCACCCGAGACGGCUGCGCCACUGCUCCUCCCACCGGCACCACUACCAUCCUCACCGCCGUGACUCCUCUUUUAUCCGACCCCGAUUCGGACUCUGACUCAGACGGUCCCUUCAUCGACUUGGAAUUCACUUCCGCUCCGGAAGACGAACAUGGACGAAUCAGUGGUCGUGGAAAUGAUGACGGCGAACAUUCCGAGCAGGUUAAGCGUAAUGAACAACAUGCAGCUGAAGAAGUCAACGGGAGCGAGUCCGACGAGUCGUCGUACAAUGAGAAUGAAGAAGGCGAGCUAAAUUUGACUUUCUCUACGUCCUCCGGCUCGAGUGUUGACCGUACGGAUCCGUACGGAUACCUUUCUCCCUCAGAUGACCUUUUCUGUAAAGGCGGUGACCUUUUUCCGGUGAACGAUUCGGAAACCAAUUCGAAAUUCCAGGCGUCUCUGGUCAAAACGGCAACUAAAUUCAGAGUCCUAAUGUUGAAAUUGAAGAAGGCGAAGGCCACAAAUCCCGAACAGAAAGCCGAGAAAUCACAGCCCGAAGGAUCAAAUCCAGCGAAACCAAGGCCGAGUCAAAAACAAAUUAAAGCUGAGAAUGAAAAAGAUGAGAGUCAAAUUCGGACGGAGAAGAGCUCUUUGACGGUGAGAUUCAAGGUUGAAGAACUGAAUAUCAUUAAAUCUCUCUUUAUUAGGGAUACCGCUUCAAAAAACGGCAACAAUGGUGAUGGAAAUUCGCAUUCAAAUGUCGAACCGAGUUCGAGCCCUAGCUCAUUUCCAGACGAGAAGAAAUUUUCCAAAGACAUGAUGAUGGAAAAAUACUUGAAAAUGGUAAAGCCGUUGUACGUCCGUGUCUCGAGGCGUUACGGCGAGAAGUUGAGGUUUUCAGGACAGCUGAGUUUGUCCGGCGGAGGAGGAAUAAAGGCAGCUCCAGUUGCACCGCCGCCGCAGUCUACGGCGGAGAAGGUGCUGAGAGGCGAAACUGCACCGGCGGUAGAAGUAGCUGAGAACGCGUCGGUAUUGAGUAACGCCAAGAGUGUGAAGCAGGGGAGCCUACCGGCGGGGCUGCGAGUUGUCCGGAAACAUUUAGUCAAAAGCCGGUCAGCGCCGCCAGCGGCGGUUGUGUCCGGUCAAGUGUCAUCGCGGAGGCGUGACGACUCGCUUUUACAACAAGAAGACGGAAUUCAAGGCGCCAUUUUACACUGCAAAAGGUCAUUCAACUCAACCCGAGACUCAAAUUUGCGCGUUUUAUCUCGGUCAACGAGCGAAGCAUUUCAAGGAAACCCCGUGAACUUGCCGGGUGAUGAAAUUGGACCCGUAGCCCAAACGGGUUAAUUAUCGAUUUCUGAGGUUUCAAAGUAGUUAGUUAAUUAAGAAAUAAAUUGCGUAGUCUGUAGUAAUAGUAAUUAUGGGUAUAAGAUUAACAUUAAUAAUUAGGAAAAUAUAUUAUUGCUUCUUCUUCCAGCCAGAAGAAUCGAGCCUUUGACUAAGUCAAUGGUAUUUUGCUAGCGAUAUCAUUCGUUGAUCCGAGAGAUUCUCAGGCCUGAUUUGGAAUGGGAUGAGAGACUGGUGAGGAGUGAGUAGUCAAUUAUGUGUGAUGGUUUUAGCCUUUUACCCAUGUAAAGUACGGAGUAAAAGAAAGGCGUCCCUUUUUACAGUUGUGGAUAAUUUCAGGCAAUUGUGAUGUGCUUUCACUUCCAUUCUCCAUACGGUAACUCUAUGCUUCAGCUAAUCUUCAGCAUUGAAGUCUUCAUACAUAGACGGUAAUUAUUAGGGUCUGACCAGUCUGGUGUCCGUUCAUGAUUUCCUCCAUUAAAAUGUUUCAAGGAUUCAAAUUAGGAUGAAUUGCAAUUGACUGGAUUGGCUAAUUUGGUGACAUAUACGAGUAUGAACUUUUGAGUGAUUUGGUUAUCCAAAUGGAUGGCUAGUUUUAGAUUUAUAAAAAAAAUAUUAUACUCCCUCCGUUUCUAAAAGAACCUCACACUUUCCUUUUUUGGAUGUGCUAAAAUAAAAGUCACACUUUCCUUAUUUCCUUAUUUGACAAAGAAAUUUACAUCCAAACAGUGCCAAACAGUGCUAAACAGUGCCAAACUGUGUCCAAACAGUGCCAAAAAGUGUCUAAACAGUGUUUUCUACAGUAAAGUCAAUUUAUUUCCUUAAUAAUCGUGAAGUCAAACCGUGACCUUCUUUUAGAAACGGAGGGAGUACUACGUAUUUAAAAUACUAGUAUAUUCUAUUAACAAAAUAAAAGAAAAAUUACAUAGGAAAAUAACUAAAAUGAUUUUGUACAGUAAGUUCAGUCAAUAUAGCUAGAAAAUGGACUUCAAUCUUAUGUUUCUUAUUACUACAUAAUUUAGCAUCAAAUCAAACGUUAUGUGUUUGGUGAAAAAUUAGUUAUUAAAAUUGAUAAGACAGAUAAGACUGAUAUGCCGUAAAACAUGGUCACCAAACGAGUUCUUGAAGUCCUUUAUAACCUCUAUUAUUUUUCGCUUUGUAUCUUUACCAGAUUGGCCAAUUUUUUGUACCACAACAACAUCAUUUAAGCCUUAGUCCCAAAAGUUAUUGAGGUCAGCCAAUUUUUUGUACCAAAUAUGUAAAUUUUGAUUUUAUAUUAUAAAUUUUAUCAUAGUCAGAAUUAGUUUGACUCAAAUAAUUUUAAAUAAGCAUUUUAGUUACUCCCUCUGUACUUUAAAGUUUGCUACACUUUCCUUUUUGGAAUGUAUUUAAAAGUUUAUUACACUUUCCCCUUUUGGUAAGUUUUUUUCUUUAAAAAUACUCAACUAUUCUUACUUUUUUCACGUUUUAUUUUCUCUUUCAUACUUUGACACACUCUCUUCUACUUUUUCUACAUUAUUCAUUACUCCUACUACUUUAUCCUAAAACUUUGUGCCCAAACUUAAUGUAGAGAACAACUAAAUAAGGAGAGAAUAUGUUUUUCACUUUUUUCCCUUUAUUUCAUCAUUUUAAAUAUAAUAAUGUUCUCACGAUUCACAAUAUUUAGCCAAUUCAGUGUAAUCAAACGAAUUUUUAAUUCUACAAAAUGUAAACCUAUUAAAAAUGAAAUCUUUAUAGCCGGGAUCUGGGUCCAUUCCCGAAACUAUAAUUUGCGGACCUGCGGAUUUCGAUCCGAAAAUGUGCGAGCCGCGGUUCAAGUGCUGGACCAUAUAUCCACCCCUGUCAAUAUUUAUGUGUAAUUAGAAGGUUCCCUAUUAGGAAAGUUGUUACGGAACAAUCACAAAAUAUCGUCUUUUCUCUUCUUUUCGGGUUCUCAGUUUGCUUUUGUUUUUAUUUGAGCUGUGGGAAACUUAAAUUUCAUCCUAGUGUCCGACGAAGCAUCAUGCUUGGUCUUUGUCUACGAUAGAUGUUUUUUAGCUGGUGGUAAGGCCGUGAGAGGGAGGUGAUGUUGAGCUUUGUUCCACACAAUUUGUUUUCUUCCGAUUAAAACGUGGCGAUAAACUACACAGGCAAUUCUGUGGGUAGGGUGUUCAUUUGCCAAUUGCCACUAAUCAUUGUUUUUUGUUAGGAAAUUUAUCAAAUUAAGACGUGAAAAUUGAGUUUACUAUCAAUUCUGGGCCUAAAAGAUGAUGGCUCUUAUUAAGGGACCCUAAAGAUGAUAAUCUAUCAAUAUAAGACUCAAGUAUUUAACACCGUUAACUAUUUUUAACGGGAUAUGGCAUGGCCGCCACGCAGAUCAAAAGUCCUAGCAACCUAAUUCUUUCUCCUGUUUAAAUUUAUUUUAUUUGGAUUUCCUACUACUCUCUCUUCGUUCUUUUCACCUUCCUUCACAAACUUCACAGACUUCUAUCUUAUCCUCAUCUUUAGCUCCAGAAAUUUCAACAAAUCUCUUCCACUCCCAGCCGCACCUCCUCAUCUCAUAUAUAAGAUGUAUAAUAUCGUUUAGAAAUUACAUUCAAUUAGUUAUGCAAAAUAAUUUCAGCCUCUUAAGGUGAAGAUAAUGAUUUACUCGUUUUAAUUUUGGUGUUGUUAUGAUUUAUUUACUACUCCUUAUUGUUUAGUUCCAUAUCAAUGAGAUUGAACUAACUAUAUAGCAUAUAAUUUUACGCUAAUCUAGCAUUAGGACACAAUGGAGAAGAGAGUAACUGUAAAAAAAAAUACAUAAUGAUCUAUUAUAGUUCAAACCUUUUGACAAGAUGAAAUUUGCAGAGUUCUGAGAAAACUUGUUAAAAGCAAAACGACCCAGAUGAGAGUUACUGAUGAUGGUAAGGAUUCAGAGACAUAGCUUACUGAUGAUGGUAAGGAUUCAGAAAAAUAGCUGAUGAAAAAAAUCUUGUGUAUGAGGAGGAAAACAUCGACUUUCUCUUGAUUAAGCGGCUGCGGCUGUAACCCUACAGGGUAUCUACUACGUGUAUUUUGUAAUUAAAUCUACACUGCAUUGAUUAUUAUUUGAUUUAAUUUAAUUAUUUACCCUACGUGGCGGCCAUGUCAUAUUCCGUUAAAAGGGGAUUAACGGUGUUAAUUCUUUGGGUCUUGUAAUGAUAGAUUAUCAUCUUUUAGUUCCCUAAAUGAGAGGAAUUAUCUUUUAGGUCCAAAAUUGAUAGUAAACUCAUCUUUUAGGGUUUAAAUCAAUAAAUUUCUUUUGUUAUUAUAAGAAAAUGACCUGCUUGGGAAUUUGGACUCGAGCCAAAACAUACAGGACGAUCCAUUAAUGGCUCCUUUUUGGCUUGUUCAUUAUCUAGUCACUAAUCACUACUAACUAGUCGGGUGCGCCCAGCUCGUUCAUUUUGUUCCACACCACUUCCACUCCAACUUGACUAUGGGUUUUUUGGUUUUUUCUUAAAUGUUACUACUCCUACUUGAAAAUGUUUGUCAUAUUGAGUUUUUUUUUAUUAAUGAUAAUUUUUUGGACAGUAAUUUUAAUUAUUGUUUUAUACUUCGUAUUUCAUUUAUAAAUUUUAUACUUUUAUGAAAAUAUUUUAAAUAAGGAACAUUUUGAUAUAAUUUUUAUAUUUAAAAUAAUUUCUUAUUAAAAAUAUCAUUGGUCAUAGUUAAUUUCUAUUGAGCAAGAAAAAUCAAUUUGGCGAAUAUUUUCAGAAUGAAAGGAAUAUUAUAUUACAAUAUUACAAUUGAUUCUCUAAAAGUGAUUACUUUUGUACAAGGAUAAAAAAU